This is a messenger RNA of Ruditapes philippinarum (Manila clam), 710 nucleotides long. Its product is annotated as superkiller complex protein 3-like. Lineage: Eukaryota; Metazoa; Mollusca; Bivalvia; Venerida; Veneridae. The record is from RefSeq and is a predicted model, not a curated record. Gene Ontology annotation, molecular function: protein binding. The transcript is spliced from 4 exons. The coding region runs from base 195 to 695 and encodes 166 amino acids. Gene Ontology annotation, cellular component: Ski complex.
CGUUUUAUCACAUUUUCAGAUUGAUCCAAAACAUUUCUAAAUAUGAUAGUUUUACAAAAUCAUUAAUUCUGUUGAUAAAUAUACAAGUAUAGCCCAUGACACAUCAAACAAUUGAAAUAAUUUACCAUGAAAAUGUAAACUGUAAUGAAAUUCGGACAAGGAAUUUCAACUACAGUGACAUAGGUUAAAAACAGAUGGAUGCAAAAGAGAUAAAGACACUUCUUAAGAAUGCUCGAGAGGCAAUCAGAAAAAAAGAAUUCAAAGAAGCCUUAAAACAUUGCAAGGCAAUAUUAUCUGAGGAUGGAAACCACUACAUGGCCCUAGUGCUGAUUGCCGUUGCUGCAGAAGGUUUAGAACAGUAUGAUCAAGCAUUGAAGGCAUACAAGCGUGCUAUAGAUUCUGAUGAUACACAGUUGUUAGCUUGGCAGGGUUUGUGCAGUUUCUAUGAAAAGAAUGCAAGCGCUGAAUUUGUUCAAGAUCAGAUAGAUGCCUAUUUGAGGAUGGUAGAAUUCCAUGCCAGGUACAUUGUACAUCAGAAAAUGCUUAUUAUGUCCCCACAAAGUGGGGUGCAUAUAGGGUUACACUUGUCCGUCCGUCCGUACGUCCGUCCUAUCUCUGUCCGUACGUCCCGAAAUCUUGUGAACGCAACUCCUCUUAAACCGGAUGGCAGAUUUUGCUUAAACUUUCAGGGAUGAACAACCUUAAUGUGU